AUGGGUCAAAUCGACACAACAACGAUAGUGGAUGCAAACGCAGCGUCUGUCCCCUCAGCUACGACACGGAAAUUAAAUGGAUCACCAGUGGUGCCAUUAGUGCGUGUAGAAGUUGAUAAGAGAGAGGGCACUACGACUGCAGACAACUGGCAUUAUCCGUCUGUGCUUGCGAAUGAUUUGCAAGGAGUUGAUCUCCCACAGAAGACCAAGGACGAAGUGUUCACGACCGCAUUCGAAUAUGCCCGAACUGUGAUUCCAACAUACACCAACUGGAAGCGCUAUGUUGCAUUCAUGCGCAUCAUCGUCAUCGGCACCAUCGCCGAAUUCCGUGGCAGAUUGGUUGACGUCAUGUCUGGAGAGGACAUGCUAGGCUACAAUCUUGACGAGGUACUCGCCACACUCUUUAUGGGCACUCGAGGCCACGCAGAGAUGGCACGAGAAUACCGCAGCUUCUUGCUAAUCACUGCCGAUAAAACCAGCGACCGGCGCGAGGAUAGACUGUUUAGAAGAUAUGUCAAUGCUUUGGCACAUUCUCCACGUCAGUGGUUCCGCCUACGAGACGCAGAUGCAUUAGCGCGGUUCACAAUUGCUGCGGCGCUAGCAUGCAACGACCUAGACGACAUGUGGUUUACUGAGCAGCAAUUUGAGGUCUUAUGUGAGAUUGGUGACACUCUAUACGACGCUGUCGCUUUUUUCAAACAUCGCUCUGAGGGGGAGACGAACAACACUUUCCAAUACAGUCCCUCAGAACUACGUGUUCCAGCGGUCCGGCGAUGCCGUGAGGUGUUAUGGGCCUUAGACUGUGCCUGGGCUAAUAAACCGAAGCUUUGUGUCGUCACCAACUUUCUCAGGUACUUUGGCGGACCUUUAUUCAUAACGAUGCGGCGUUACCGUUAUGUGGAGGAUGGUUGUACCAUUGGAAACCAAGAAACAGCCGAGAUCGUUUCUCAAGCCCGGCAGAACCGCAAGCUCUGGAACCGGAUCGAUGCGGUUACCUCAGCGCAUUCAAGCAGCAACCGCUACUACCAGGCGCUUGAGUCUGCAGACAUCUUGAUGUUUGACGGCUUGAGUGACAUGUUAACAGCCGACGACGAUCUUCGAUGCGGAAAAUGCGAGUUCCGUAACUCGUACGGCUCCAACGAACUACGCCACUUUGGAGGUGUUAAACUAUGUGAUGAAUGCAAGGAAGACUGGAAAUUGUAUAUGGAGGAACUGCCGAAUCGUGCAGCCAGAGCGUUUGCAGAGAUCAAUAGCUCUGCUUUUCUUACGAAAGUCUCGAAGAUAUAA
Messenger RNA from Parastagonospora nodorum SN15, 1287 nucleotides. RefSeq lists its product as hypothetical. The record is from RefSeq and is a predicted model, not a curated record. The coding region runs from base 1 to 1287 and encodes 428 amino acids. NCBI's taxonomy places the organism in Eukaryota, Fungi, Ascomycota, Dothideomycetes, Pleosporales, Phaeosphaeriaceae. The transcript has 3 exons.